Messenger RNA from Mirounga angustirostris (Northern elephant seal), 5297 nucleotides. It is a transcript of the gene SEPTIN11, whose product is annotated as septin 11. The transcript is spliced from 10 exons. NCBI's taxonomy places the organism in Eukaryota, Metazoa, Chordata, Mammalia, Carnivora, Phocidae. Gene Ontology annotation, molecular function: GTPase activity; GTP binding; molecular adaptor activity. Gene Ontology annotation, biological process: intracellular protein localization; cytoskeleton-dependent cytokinesis; cilium assembly. Gene Ontology annotation, cellular component: microtubule cytoskeleton; septin complex; septin ring. The coding region runs from base 157 to 1446 and encodes 429 amino acids. The record is from RefSeq and is a predicted model, not a curated record.
GGGAGCAGAUGCUGCUGGCUGCGAGCGGUAGCCGGGUGCUAGCAGAGCGCAGCCGCGAGGGAGGCGCGGGGGAGGCGAGCCGGAGCCGGAGCCGAAGCGUCAGCCAGUGUUGGCGGAGAGCACCCAGGCGCAGCCGGAGUCGGAGCCGCAGCCGCGAUGGCCGUGGCCGUGGGGAGACCGUCUAAUGAAGAGCUUCGGAACUUGUCCCUUUCUGGACAUGUUGGAUUUGACAGUCUCCCGGACCAGCUGGUCAAUAAAUCUACUUCUCAAGGAUUCUGUUUCAACAUCCUGUGUGUUGGUGAGACGGGCAUCGGCAAAUCCACGUUAAUGGACACUUUAUUCAACACCAAAUUUGAAAGUGACCCAGCUACUCACAAUGAACCAGGUGUCCGGUUAAAAGCCAGAAGUUACGAGCUUCAGGAAAGCAACGUACGGCUGAAGUUAACCAUCGUUGAUACCGUGGGAUUUGGAGACCAGAUAAAUAAAGAUGACAGCUAUAAGCCAAUAGUGGAGUAUAUUGAUGCCCAAUUUGAGGCCUACCUGCAAGAGGAAUUGAAGAUCAAACGUUCUCUCUUCAACUACCACGACACCAGGAUCCACGCAUGCCUCUACUUCAUUGCCCCCACUGGCCAUUCCCUGAAGUCUCUGGAUCUAGUCACCAUGAAAAAGCUGGAUAGCAAGGUGAACAUCAUUCCAAUAAUUGCAAAAGCUGACACCAUUGCCAAAAAUGAACUGCACAAAUUCAAGAGUAAGAUCAUGAGUGAACUGGUCAGCAAUGGAGUCCAGAUAUAUCAGUUCCCCACAGAUGAAGAAACGGUGGCGGAGAUUAAUGCAACAAUGAGCGUCCAUCUCCCAUUUGCCGUGGUCGGCAGCACCGAAGAGGUGAAGAUCGGCAACAAGAUGGCAAAGGCCAGGCAGUACCCCUGGGGUGUGGUGCAGGUUGAGAAUGAAAACCAUUGUGAUUUCGUGAAACUUCGGGAGAUGCUGAUCCGUGUGAACAUGGAAGAUUUGCGAGAGCAGACUCACACCCGCCAUUAUGAAUUGUAUCGGCGCUGUAAGCUCGAGGAGAUGGGUUUCAAGGACACUGACCCUGACAGCAAGCCUUUCAGUCUUCAGGAGACUUACGAAGCGAAAAGAAAUGAAUUUCUGGGAGAACUUCAGAAGAAAGAAGAAGAAAUGAGGCAAAUGUUUGUGAUGAGAGUGAAGGAGAAAGAAGCUGAACUUAAAGAGGCAGAGAAAGAGCUCCAUGAGAAGUUUGACCUCCUGAAGCGGACACACCAAGAAGAGAAGAAGAAAGUGGAAGACAAGAAGAAGGAGCUGGAGGAGGAGGUGAACAGUUUCCAGAAGAAGAAGGCAGCCGCUCAGCUCCUACAGUCCCAGGCACAGCAGUCUGGGGCCCAGCAAACCAAGAAAGACAAGGAUAAGAAAAAUGCAAGCUUCACAUAAAGCCUGGCAAGCCAAGGAUGGUCCCGCAUUCACCUGCUUUUGCAGUAAUAUUGUAUCUCUGCCAUCUGUGUCCUUUUGUUUUGUUUUAUUUUAUUUUUUUUUUACCCUUCCCCAGACACCAGUAACUAUUAACUCAUUUUGCUGACUGUUGUUGGGUAGUAGAAAAUGAUAGAGCAAGAGAGUAACACCAAAAGCUAUGUGCAGCUGGACUUUGUUUCUGGAAAGCAGAUGAUUGGCCUUUUAUGCCUGUUCAGAGUGGCAGCAGGAAGCGGGCCUGUGGCUUGUGUGUUGCUUUGGACCGAGGGAUGGAGGGUCAAUGGCUCCAUGUCCGUCUGUCAGGAGAACUCACCGCCUCAGCCACUGAACCCUAGCCCCGAAUACCCAGGACAACAGUUUGUUUCUCUUGAUUUCUCAUCUCCAUGGGGGCAGAAGCCCUGAAUUCCCUCUGCCUCUUCUCCAUACCUGGCCCAAACCAAGGUAGCUUCCUACGUAGGCAGAAUGGUGGGUCAGCUUUUUAGGACUUUUGCAUUUGCAUGGAUUUUUCAUUAUUAUAAUAACAUUAUUUGACCUGUGUUGUGGGUCUCCUCAGACCAUAUCCUCUUAUGGCUUUAAAAAUGUGUCUGAACCCCCCUCUCUCCAAUCCUGGCCAAGUUGGACUGUAAUGAGAAAGCUGAUUAUAUUCCCUUCUAUCAGCACAACCUUGACGCUGUCCUAGUCAGCGAUCUUCAAGGUCAGGUCAGGUAACAUGGCCCCAUAGAAGCAUCCUCUACUAAAGAUGACAGGCUUUCCACAGCCUCCCUACCGCUUACAAUAAGCAUUCUUUCAUACUCUCCAUGGGCAAUGGCCGAUUCUAGGACAUCAGUACUUCUAAUACUUUUCAAUAAUCAUGAGGAGAAAAUUUUCAGAAAUAUUUCAACUAGAAAAUUUGUUAUCAACUGUAUAUCAUCUGCAGCCCCAAUUCUGAGAGGGGACCUCAUCAGUUUCAGGUAGGAAUGGGGAGGAACAUAACACAAACCCAUGAGUGGAGAAGGUAGAAGUUCAGCUGACAUCCAGCUUCCUUGCAUAGUCUCCUUCUCGUAUAUGGCAGUAAAGGGAAGAAGAAAUAGAACAGCUAGUCUCUCAAGUCCAGUUGUCUUGAAGGAAUCUUCUCACCUUUUUCCUUACCCCGACUAGCGCUACGAGCCCAUCGCCCCAUCAACAAGGAUUAGGGCCAGCCCAAACGCCGUGACCCAGACUCCAUACCACAUUUGUGUGGGAGGGGGCAUAUUUAAUCUCUUUUCUGUAUUGUUCCUUUGUGAGGCUUAUCCUUUCAUCUUCUUGAUUUUUCUCCCCUCUACUAACAAGAGCCUCCCACCUUCUAACUCUGUAGUCUCCUGUUUCUUACUUGAAAGAAUAAUAUUUCUCAUGAACUCCACCUCUCGCUUCCUCCUGGCCUUCACGAGUCAUACGUUAGGUAAAUAGGACAGGAUAUACUAUAUCUCCCUGACCAACACACACAUACCUUUUUUUUUUUUUUUUAAAUAAGUCUCUAGUUGAUUCCAAUAAAGUUUUUUUCCCUUCUCUUCAUCCUCAACCAUACUUUUAGGGGAAAGAAGUUAUGGUCUUCCAUGAACUGAUGUAGACCUAAUUAGGCGAAGUAAAGAUUGUUUCACUGAAGGCCAAACCAGGCUGGGCUAGAACCUGCAAACUGGAAGCCGCAGUGGUGGUAUAAAGACAGGCUUAGGAGCUACUGGACUAAUGUUUUUGUUUUGCUUUGUUUUUUAAUGAUUCUAGUCCAGAGCUAGCUGUGGAACAGCCAAAUACUAGACAGCAUGCCGAUUCUGUGGCUGAAUUUGCUCAUACGCUCUGCACCAGACAAAAGCUUGAAUUCUUGUGUUGUAUGCUUGUUCCAACUGCUGCUUGUGUGAGCAUUUUUGUGCCUUGUAACAGAAAAUAUACUUGUAAGUUCCAAAAACGGUCACCUUAAAAUUAUCAUUUUUAAUGCAUCACUGAAGUCUUUUUGACAGUGAGCCUAGCUGCAAAAGGCAUCCAGCUGACUUUUUGAUUCCAAGAUUGUUGACUGAUUGAUUUUUUUCCCCCAUGAAGAUUUUCACAACAAAAGAAACCAUAUGGAGAGUCAGGGAAUAAAAAAUCAAAAAGUUCUAGAAGCUCUCUCUCUUUUUUUUUUUUAACAUGUUGCUUCUGAACUCUUUUUCUACCCCCCACUCCCUGGCCCUGUUUGGUUUGUUGUUGCUGCCCUUCUCUUCUUUCUGUAUCUGUGCCUUUUUUCACAGUAGUCCUUGGCUCUGCACGGAAUAAAUGAUACCCUCAAAUCUAAUUGGAUGUGCUUUCGCCUUUGCAUGUAAGUACAGUAGUAAGAAAACUUUGAGAUCUUUCUGACUUUUUAAAAUUAGAGAAACAAAUGGGAUAGAUGGGUUCUCCCCCCCCCCUUUUUUGGAGGGAGGUAGGGAGGUUUUGGUUUGAGUAGAUUUUGUUUAUUAAGAAAAAAAGAAAAUACUAAAUAUAUUUAAAAUAGCCACAUUUGUACCUUUCCCACGAUAAAUACAAAUUCAACUUUUCCUUGAUACCAAUAUGGGAGUCAGAAAUUGUUGUUCCCAGGCUACAUUCCACACAGCCAUGUGGGCAUCACUGGAUAUUACAGAGGGUCCUUGGUUCUGACUAUGGAGUAAAGCUAGAAUAAGAAACUACCACCUUCCUUUGGAGAAAACCAAGAGGGAAAUAUUUUUUAUGUUAGGUUGCCUUUAUGAUUGCUUAAUUUUUUGCUGAUCUUGGUUUAAUGGGCUUUCCUUCCUGCUAACUGCUGGCAGUGAACACACCUCUUUUUUUUUUUUUUUUGCCAGACAGUUCUAGCUGGCCUCUCCCCAUAUCUUCUGUUCAACAAUAAUGACCAUUGCUUCUGGAUUUUAGGUCCCUAUAAUGGUUGUAUGUGCAGUAGGAUGACGGAAAGGCAUUUACGAGAAUUUACUGGCAGUUAGAGACUGCAGUUAGAGACUAUGUUUUCCCAGCUUAGGCUCCUUAUUAAUUUGUCAAAGUUUUGUCCAGAAAGGGGAUCUCAACCAGGGGAACAUUUAAUGUCACAUUGGGCACAGGUUACUUAUUAUCUUCCUUCUCUGCUUUGUAAUCUCACCAGCAAUAAUACUUAUUCUUCAUAUCUUGUGCACCUCAAACGAAUGGACUGGGUUUCUUCACUUUCUUGACAUUACCCCUAAGUGUUUCACAUCCAGACUGUUGAAUCUGGGUUUCAGCUGUUAACCAACCCAUGUCAUACUGUGUGUGUGUGGUCCUUCCAAACUGUCCUUUCAGAUCCCUCUGCUUUGCCAUUUGCAAGUGUCUGAAAUUGUCAAUUCUCAGCUUCCAGAAGUCUUGGUUCCACUGACAGGAUACAUAUGUGAUGACUCUUUAGUGGAAAUUAUGACCUACAAAGUCUAGAUUGUAUGUAGGUAUGAAGGGAAUUUUUUAAAUAAAUGAAAAGCUGUGAACAGCAUUAGAACUUUGUCUAUUUCUUAAUUUUAAAAUAUGCUGAUAUGCCUUAAACUGUAGUUGUAGACCAUUGUCAUUUCGCUGUUUGAAAAUAACCAAUGUGUUUCUAAAAGUGUUGUGUAAUCUACCUUUGGUGUUAAUGCAGAAUUGUCAUAUAUGUAAGCUGCAUGUUAGACACUUGGCUUUUUUAAAAACUAAAAUAAUUGUAUUGAUAUGAAGUCUUCCUUUUUUCAAGUGAGGAAGUGAUCACAUAGCCACCUUGCUCAGUAAUUCGGUGUCUGUUAAGGUAGAGAGCGGUGGGCAGGUCACCUCUGCAUAUAUCACUAGUGCCAAGACACAACGUGGGGGGAAAUAUAUUUUUACCCAAACAA